Messenger RNA from Drosophila takahashii, 5293 nucleotides. The record is from RefSeq and is a predicted model, not a curated record. NCBI's taxonomy places the organism in Eukaryota, Metazoa, Arthropoda, Insecta, Diptera, Drosophilidae.
AAUUGUCAUUCGGUGUCAAAUCAAAUUGAAAUACGUGUGUGUGUUUUUGUGUAAUUGCGUAAAUAAUCUUUAAAAAAUAUUACUGUACGUUUAUAUGCGUGAACAGCCUACACAAAGUACGGUUGAAAUAGUGUAAAUAAUCCUCAACAAAAUUCCCUCAAGUUCUUCAAGUUGAAAGCAUUUAAAACAACAACAACAAGAAAAUUCGAAAUAAUUGCAACAAAAUAACGAUUUGUUUAUUAAACGAAAAGCACACACAACGAAACCAGAAGAAAAACGAAGGGGAAUAAAUGGAUUUAGAAAUAGAUGAAAAUUAAAAUAAGAAGCUAAGACAACGGAAAAUCCUUAAGAGAAAGAGCGAAUAUGUUUAAUUUGCUGCGGAGAUCGCGUCGUGGAAAAACGCACAAGAACGUUGUCGUCGAUGAGGAGGAAGAUGGGGACAGACCCGUGAGAUACAGUAAAAUAGGGGAGAUUGCUCUUCGGCGCGAAGAGCCCAAGGAAAGAGCACGACGGGCGGUGAUCGAAGAGCUGGAGGACUUUGCCAGCGACUUUGACGACGAGGCAGGGGAAACUGCCAGCGGCGACGAAGAGCGUUUAAAAUUAGCAAAAACAGCUGCUAAUGGCCGCUCCGACAAUUUGUAUAUAAAUAAAAUGGGCGGAGCGGCGAGGACGUGGACGUUUUCCUCGGGCGGUGAUCGAAAUGCGGCUCCCAGCAGUCAAAACGAGGCAGCCAGCGCGAUCGCGAGCAAAAGCGUUGGUGGUCAUCAGCUAAUUGGCACCAUUGAGACCGAAAUCGAUGGCCCAUCUAUAACUCACCGCCAGUCGCGUACCGAAAGUGAACCGCAGAAACGUCAGUCGCUGCUCUCGAUUGGCAGUUUCAAGAUAGGCAACGCCAAAGAAAGUCCAGCUAGUACCGAAAGCACUGAGCCGAAAAAGCGGAAAACUCUGCAAAAGAGUCGCGAUUUUCUUAGCGACAUUUUCAUGGCGCGUGGUCGAAACCAUCAGCGUCAAAAUCAGCAAAACCAGCAAAAGCAGCAGCAGCAGCAGGCUGGCAAGCCAAAUAAAUCGAAUAAAAGUAAUGCCAAAGACGUAAUCGCCAUCACAGCCACAGCCACCACACACCUUGAAACGAACUCCGACCCCGCGCUCGCAUCCCCGACUACUUAUCAAAUGACUUUGGCUAAUAAUAGCCCAGAGAAUAGCGGCCAACGAAGAGCGACGAGCAGCGGCGAAGAGAAAAGUAAGCCAGCUGGAGUGAAGCUGAGUGAAGAGCAGGCGGCGAGUUUUCCCGCUGAGAGCGAGAGUUUUCCGCCAAAGAUCGAGCCGGAAAAAGAGCCAAGAGCCAUGCGUUCGUCGGCGUUCCUCAUUCAAGCGGCAAACGUUGAGAGGCCAACAGCAAUUGCCGAACAGCAACAGCAGCAGCCCGGCAAUGCAAUUGCUGCCCCGCAGCAACAUCUGGCCAACAAGCAGCAGCAGCAGAAGCAACAUCAAGCGCCACAGCAGCAACAUCAGCAAUUAAGUGACAUAACCAUGGGCCAAACUAGUGCCAAACCGAAUGAAAUCAGUUCGGAACACAGUUCGCGUGCCAGUACGCCGCGUGAGUUCCGUGAGUCGAUCGUGAGUCCGCCGCCGCAGCCACCGCCCAGGCAUCAAAGGUCACCGGAAGUGCCGAAAAUCACCGUCGAGGAUUGUAGUUUCCCGGAGGAAACCCUAGCCAAAACACCGGAAAUAUUCUACGAACUAAAUGAAACCGCCGAGGAUUCGCUAAACAUCGAGGAACUCAACGAGGCGCAUAUAGAGACCCUAGAAGAUGAGGUCUUUGCCACGGAUAUACCAGCUACAAUCUAUCAAAAUUCGAAUAAUCGUCCCUGGACUCGCUUGAGCAAUGUGAAACUGGAAAAUGUCCAGGAGGAGGCCGAAGAAGAAGACGAGGAGGACGAGGCUGAGGAUCUAGAUGAUGUCGAUGAGGCAGUGGAACUAGACUACGAUCCCCAUAUAGGCCAUAACCAUCAAACAAAUGGCAACUCUCGGCAGUCGGCCAGCAGUGAGAGGAGUGCCCUGAAGAGUGACUCCAAUCUGAGCAGCAGCUAUGCGGAUUCCGGGAUCGGGGAAUCGCAGGAGUCCCCGAACCAGGCACACAAUCCACAGCCACCGCAACCACCGCCACGCAGCUCCUCGCAUAUGGCUACCACCCAACAGAGUCAACAGAAUCCACAGAACCACACCUCUUCCUUUAUACGCGAUGGCAACUCCACCGACUGCGAGGAGACCUUUCUGCAGUGCGACGAACUCGACGACAUUGAGCGUUUCGGCGAGUUCAGCGAGCGUUUGGUAUGCAUCGAGAGCAUCAGUCUGCCGGAUGUGGUUGUGGAGUCAACGACCGCCAGUGCAACCGCAUCAGGAACAACACUUUCAGCCACAUCCACAUCAGCAGCAGCAGCCCCAUCAUCAUCAUCAGCCUCAUCGGCGACCACAAAUGGCGGCGAUUCGCAGAUCAACAUCAAUAUUGCCAACGGAGCGGGGGGCAAUAGCCUGGGCAACGUGCACUUCAUACCCAUCCACGUCGAGGGACGCAGUCGCAGCAGCAGUCCCAAGCAGCGCAGCCGGGACGACAGUUGUCUUGGCCAGGACAUGACGCCCUGCAUCGAGAUCAUCGAGGACGGGAGUGUCCUCAACAAGCCGGUGAGACAGGAGAGCCCCUUCGACAGUCAGGAACUCAGAAAGGAGCUGAAACAGCAGAAAGCUCGAUUCGCCAGCCAAUUGGAUGAGGCCCACAAGAAUGCCAGUCAACUGGAGGGCAAGGUUGCCGAUAUGCAGUUCAAGAUCCAGAAACUGGAACAGGAACUGUCCGUCAAGCAAUGGAAUGUUGAGAGGCUACAAAGUGAACUUAGCGCAGCCCACAAGGACGAUGAAUAUGUGAGGAAAAAACUCAAGCUACUAGAGGAUGAAAAAGUCCACUUACGGCACAAGUACAGCGAAAAUCAAGAUGAAUUCCAGAUCAAAUAUAACGAACUCGAAGCUCAGUAUACCGAACUAACCGAGAAGUACAAAGAGACCCAAAGCCUGGCUAAAAGCCUGCAAACCCAAUUGGCCUGUGCCCAAGUCGAGGCUGAGGAAUGGCGUCAGCAGGUGGAGAAGAUUCGAGCGGAACUGGAGGAGCAGAUUCGCAUUCUCAAGAACGCCCUGGAAAACUCAGAGGCGGAACGCAAGAUCUGCGAAGACAAAUGGCAAAAGGAGUUCGAAAUGCUCAGGACACACAAUCGAGAACGCGAGGAAUCCCUGAUGACGGACUGCGAGUGGCAGCUGCGGCAGAUGCAGCGGCAGUGCAAGGACAAGACGGACAAGUCCAACUACGAGCGGAAGCAGGCGAGCGCCAAGGCGGAGGAGCUGGAACUGGAGCUGCAGUCCCGCCGAAGGGAGUCCGAGAUGCUGCGCACCUGCCAGGCGCAGGUGAACUCGCUGAGGGGCGUGGUCAGCGAGCAGGAGCAGUCCAUCCAGACCCUAAUGGACCGCAUUGAGAACCUGAAGGGGGAUCUGCAGUCGGCCAACGAGAACCUCGAGACCCAGAUCGAGGCGGUGCACAAGAUCAAAUAUCAGUGUGAUAAUGCCAUCUAUGACAAGGAGCGUCAAAUGAUCUACAAAAUCGAUGAGGUGCGAAACGAAGCGGCCGCCUUCUGGGAAAACAAACUUUACACAGAGAUGACAAGACUGACAAAUGAACUGGAGUCCGUGUAUGUGGACGAGCGCCGGGAUGCGUUGGAUAAACUGCAGAACGAGCACAUCGAGGAACUGAGGGCCCUGACCAAUCGAUAUACGGCCAACGAGGAGGAACUGCGAGCCGAGAUCGAAGAUCUGCACGAGAGCCUGGAGCUGAAGAAACAGGAUUUCCUCAGCCUUCGCGAACGUUCGGAUAAUGCUCUGCUCCAGACCCGCAUGCAUUUGGAUAAGGCCGAUCGCGAGUACCAGAAUGCCAUGUGCCGCGAGGAGGAUCGCCGUGUGGAACUGGAGGAGAAGCUGAAGAGAGAGUUCGAAGCGGAGAAGGCCGAGAUGGAGGAGAAGUUCCGCGAGCGACUGGGCCAGGUGAAGGAGGAGUUCGCCAAGGAGCUGCAGCUAUCCACGCAGGACAUGGUCGACUCGCACCGGAAGGAGCUGGACUCUCAGAAGGCCAAAUUGCAGUCGGAAAGGGACGAGGCGUUGCAGGAACUUGUGGAACGACAUCGCGCGAAAAUGGCCGCUGCCGAUGAACGAAUCAACAUGGAUCAGCAUUUAGGUCGAUCGACAUCCUCUCCGGCCCUGUGGGCCUUGGCCAAGGGGGCGUGGCCGUAUAUGCCGACUCUAUAUGUGCUAUAUCUGACCAUGUCGCCGCUGAUUGCCAUUGCAUGCUUAGUGUUUAAUAUUGUCGCUGUGCUCUACAUUAAAUACCGUCACCUCUUGGCUCGCCAAUAAAAUUCUAUCACCCCCGAUGUAGAACUUCGGCACCAGCGCAAUCUCAAGGACCUGAAGGCGGCCUACGAUGCCGAGAAGGCGGCGCUGGACAAGCGCGACAUCAGCAACGCCAACGAGAUCGAGCAGCUGCACCGCAAGUGCCGCUGCCUGACCAACCUGUUCGAGGAGAUGCGCAUGCGAUACGAAAGGCGGGAUCCUCGAGCCGAGGAUCUGCGUGAGAUAUCCGAACUGCGAACACGAUGCGAAAGUCAGGAGAGAGAUUUGUACGUGCUCACCGAUCGCCUGCGCGAAAUGCAGAUUCAAAUGUCCGAGAUGCAGCAAAACGGUGACCGAAAAGGCGGUGGAAAGUCGAUCAAGAAACCUCCGCCCAAAUCGAUAGCCACCAGCUGUGACGUCAUAUACGAGGAAAACGAAGAGCGGGAAUCGCCCGAGCAGGAAAAUGGGGAAAACUCCUCCCAGGGAGAUGACGAUGAAGAGGAGGAGGAGGAAGUCGAGCAGGAGCCCAGCGAUACAGAGUCAAAUCACACGAUCGAGGUCAAUGGAAAGUCCGAUCGAAUUAACGAGGAUGACGCCCAUCUCAUCACCGCCGUGUGAUCUACCAAUUCUUCUAUAUCUUCCAAUUUUGUGGCUGUAUUUUUCGAGAUCCCCCGGAGUGGAGGUUCCAUGACCAAGGAUGUGUGAUCCCGGGUGCUUCGGUGCUUCAUGUGCUGCCCUCUGUAUCGCAGGAUACGGAAAUCGACCCACUCAACAAAAUCGCUCAAAGCUUGAACUCAUAAAAAUUGUAAAUGAAAUUUCUGAAUUGGUUUUUGAAACCGCAAAAAAAAUAACGAAAUAAAUGUAAAUAUUU